Messenger RNA from Abrus precatorius (Indian licorice), 1037 nucleotides. RefSeq names its product V-type proton ATPase subunit c''2. Gene Ontology annotation, molecular function: proton-transporting ATPase activity, rotational mechanism. Lineage: Eukaryota; Viridiplantae; Streptophyta; Magnoliopsida; Fabales; Fabaceae. Gene Ontology annotation, biological process: proton transmembrane transport. Bases 168 to 761 code for a protein of 197 amino acids. The transcript is spliced from 4 exons. Gene Ontology annotation, cellular component: proton-transporting V-type ATPase, V0 domain. The record is from RefSeq and is a predicted model, not a curated record.
GAUUUGUUCCCUUCCCCAAGAGGUGAGUGAGAGCCUCGUUCAUGUUUUUCUGAUUCAAUAUUUGGAUAGCAGUUAAACGGCACGACGUUCCGUUCUCUCUCUCAGUACAGAAGAACCCUGAGAUCCGAUCCCAAUCAUUCAUUUCGUUCACAACACGAAGACAAACAAUGGCUUCAACGACGAUGGCGCAUUCAAGUUCUUGGGGUAGGGCACUCGUCGCGAUCUCUCCUUACACCUUCUCCGCCAUCGGAAUCGCCAUCUCAAUCGGCGUCUCCGUACUCGGCGCUGCCUGGGGAAUUUACAUCACCGGUAGUAGCUUGAUCGGUGCUGCAAUCAAGGCACCUCGAAUCACUUCUAAAAAUCUUAUUAGUGUAAUCUUCUGUGAGGCUGUUGCUAUAUAUGGUGUUAUUGUGGCAAUUAUUCUACAAACAAAAUUAGAAAGUGUUCCAUCCUCAAGUAUCUAUGAACCUGAAUCUCUUAGAGCUGGAUAUGCAAUCUUUGCUUCUGGAAUUAUCGUGGGCUUUGCAAAUCUUGUUUGUGGGUGUGUAUUCUUUUUUACCUACAUCUCAUACGUUUAUUUUUCCUUUGAUAGGUUGUGUGUAGGAAUAAUUGGAAGCAGUUGUGCGUUGUCUGAUGCUCAGAAUUCUUCUCUCUUCGUGAAAAUUCUUGUGAUUGAGAUCUUUGGAAGCGCGCUUGGGCUAUUUGGAGUUAUUGUUGGAAUCAUCAUGUCUGCUCAAGCAACGUGGCCAUCAAAAGUUUAGUUUCCCUUCUACCAGGAUGCUGUGUGGGAAUGAAGUUAUGGUAGCACGCAAUAUAUUUUCUGUACUGCCAGAGAUUGAAGUCUUCUCUGUUUUCGGUUGGUAAAAAUGUAAAAUCCAGCGUAAUAGCUUGCCUCCAUUACAACUUUAGGCUGUAUUAUUUAUCAAUGAGUCGUUAGAAGGUCUUGUGUAUCAUUAGAUAUAUCCGUCUAUCGGUUGAAUUUCAAUAUUUUUGGAGGACUAAAACUUUCAUUAAUCAAUAAGAAAAUUGAAUUUAUU